CCUCUACGGAUUCCCUACCCUUGUCUCUCUAUAUUCUUGAUCCGAUAAAUAGUGCGUAAUAUCGUACUCGUGCUGAUCGCGUGAUGGAUCUGUCCAAUCUCAAGGAGCAAGUCAGCAACCUGACCUUGUAUGACCUCAAGGCGGGAGUCCGCAAGGUCCAGAAUGCCGUCAUGAAUUAUACUGAGAUGGAGGCCAAGGUCCGAGAAGCUACAAACAAUGAGCCUUGGGGUGCCUCAACCACAUUGAUGCAAGAAAUUGCCAACGGAACUCACAGCUACCAACUACUGAAUGAAAUCAUGCCGAUGAUUUACAGACGCUUUACCGACAAGACUGCAGAGGAGUGGCGACAGAUCUAUAAGGGGCUUCAACUUUUGGAAUUCCUAGUUAAAAACGGAUCGGAACGAGUUGUUGAUGAUGCGCGGUCUCACAUGUCCCUUCUCCGAAUGCUCCGCCAGUUCCACUACAUCGAUCAGAACGGGAAGGAUCAAGGUAUCAACGUGCGCAACCGAUCAUCGGAGUUGGUGAAGCUUCUCGGUGAUGUGGAUCAGAUUCGUGCGGAAAGAAAGAAGGCCAAAACUAAUCGCAAUAAGUUCGGUGGCUUUGAGGGUGGAUCGCAUAUUGGAGGAGGGAUGUCAAACUCCAGGUACGGGGGCUUUGGGAGUGACAGCAUGUCGUUUGGCGGAUACAGCGGGGGUGUCUACGGUGAUGGAGGUGGGUUCGGCGGCAACACAAGCGACUUCCAGGACACCGGGCGACGAGGCAACCGAUUUGAAGAAUACGAUGAGUAUGAUGAAGCAGAUGCCAGUCCGCCGGUACGACGUGCAGCAAGCCCGCCUCGUGCUCGAUCGACAAAGCAGCCGGAACCGCCAAAACCCAAAGCACCUGAGCCGGACCUUUUUGACUUUGGAGAGGAGGAGGUAGUCACAACGACCUCUACCAGUGCCGGCAAGCAGCCUGCAGGCAGUAACGGCUUGGACGUGCUCGAUUCCAAACCCAUCGAUGACGAUGACUUCGAUGAUUUCCAAUCUGCCACUCCCGCACCUGCACCAGCAGCAUCGAACCAAUUCUCUAUUCCUCCACCAGCGAACACUGUGAGCACCACCUCAAGCACUCAGUUUGCUGCGCCGAAGCCGGUUUCCGCUACGCAAGGAACCAAUUUGAACGGUCUGGUUGGGUUUACUUCGAUGACUCCGACUCCUACUUCAAGUACAAUGGCAUCCCCAACACUGUCGCAGAGCUCUAUGGUGCAGCCACAGCAACAGAAGCCGGCGCAACCGAAGCCAACAGGAUUCCAGGCCGCAACACCGAAUUACUUCACCUCUGUUUCCGUCAUGCAGCCUCAGGCGGGCGUGUCUAACCACCGACCAGGCAUGGCGUCCACCUCAUCUCUUACGUCUGCCACAUCGAGCUCGGCUGCAGCACCUAAACCGGCCACAUCGAAGUCCUCGAACGGCGACGUCUUCGGAUCUCUGUGGUCGAGUGCCAGUGCCAGUGCAGGGCUGCAGAAGUCGAAUGCAAAUGCAAGCAAAGGGCCUAACCUGGCAAGCAUGGCCAAGGAAAAGGCGAGUGCGGGCAUCUGGGGGGCACCCGCAACGCCCAGCCUUGCAUCCCCGUCUCCUUCUCAACCCUCCCAGCAAGGGACCAAGACCGGCAGCUCCGGACUGGAUGACUUACUGGGUUAAUCUGUCUCUCUGUGUGUUCCUACUGUUCUUUCUUUUCUUUUCUUUUCUUUUUUUCUUCCUUUUCUCAAAUUAUAUUUCUUUUGUGCUGAGCAAUAUUUGCAAUAUUAUUGCGAUUUGACUGUUCUUCAUUCGCAUUUCAAGCAACGAAUCAUUGGUAGCAGACGAUGCCAGACCAUCCCUCCUCGAUCUCAUGUUUCAGGUUCUGUAUAUUCGGAUGGUCACGAUAGCUCUUUCAUUCUUUACAUGGAGUCGAGGCUCGGGAAAAUAUGAUCUUUUUGUUAUCAGGAUUCCGUCAGAACCAAGGUUAUCCCGGGAAAAAAAAAAAAAUCUUACACGAUGAAUGUUUCCAGGCCGUUAGAUGGCGUUCUAUCC
Molecule: messenger RNA, 2054 nt
Organism: Aspergillus caelatus
Lineage: Eukaryota; Fungi; Ascomycota; Eurotiomycetes; Eurotiales; Aspergillaceae
Product: ENTH domain-containing protein
Exons: 5
Coding region: 84-1682 (532 amino acids)
Biological process (GO): Golgi to endosome transport; endocytosis
Cellular component (GO): plasma membrane; endosome; clathrin vesicle coat
Molecular function (GO): phospholipid binding; clathrin binding
Source: RefSeq, a predicted model, not a curated record